Molecule: messenger RNA, 4919 nt
Organism: Cololabis saira (Pacific saury)
Lineage: Eukaryota; Metazoa; Chordata; Actinopteri; Beloniformes; Belonidae
Gene: nlgn3a
Product: neuroligin 3a
Exons: 7
Coding region: 624-3137 (837 amino acids)
Biological process (GO): modulation of chemical synaptic transmission; presynaptic membrane assembly; synaptic vesicle endocytosis
Cellular component (GO): postsynaptic specialization membrane; synapse; cell surface
Molecular function (GO): neurexin family protein binding; signaling receptor activity
Source: RefSeq, a predicted model, not a curated record
GGCGCGCACCCGCGGAGCUCGCGUUGAGCCCAACAAGAGUCAAGGCAAAAGCGUCAAAACAGCACCAGGACGACAAGGAGAGCCUCCCCCUGGAAAAAAACACAGUAAUAAUACUAAAACGCGUGGGAGAAAAAUCCGUGAAUAUGCCAGCGGAGAAAGGAUAAUGAGAGACCUUAUUAUCGCUGCAAAGGAGAACCAUUCCCGAAAAAAAACCAUACAUGCAGCGUCCAGACCACACGGAUAUUUGGAGUACAUAGGCUACAAUCCAGACUGCAAGUGAAGAACACCCCCGAGGUGGCCAAACGUUGCCCCUGCUUUUUUUUUUUAAUUUUUUUUUAAUUUUUUUAUUAAUUUCCAGAAAGGCAUGGGGGGAUUUACACCUCGACAAGGCAGCACUGGAUAGGAGAUCUGACAAGCGCAGAGAGGACAGUGAGUGAGGACCUUGCUGCAGAGAGGACUCGGGCGACUGUCACUGUUUCGGCUGGUGGGCUUCAAUAUCACAGCUGAUGACUGUCCCUCAGGAAGCCAGAGUACAGGGCUUAGUGGCAAGCCUGCGUGUUUGCUGAGGGGCGUGCCCCGGCUUGUAUGUUGGUCACCUGCACUCGCUCUCGCUCACAGGGACCAUGUGGUUUUCUCCAAGGAGAAACCGUUUCCCUUCACAGAACUGCCACGGCAUCCACAAGUGCACGAGUUUCAGCGUGUCUUUGUGGGUGUUGAGUUUUUGCUGGUGCUUUUUGGCGGGGAGAGGUCAACACUACCACCCCACUGUGAACACGCAGUAUGGGAAACUCCGAGGGGUUAGAGUGCCCCUGCCCAGUGAGAUCCUGGGGCCGGUCGACCAGUAUCUGGGGGUCCCGUACGCGGCCCCACCUGUGGGAGAGAAACGCUUCAUGCCCCCGGAGCCUCCUUCUUCCUGGUCAGGGAUCAAGAACGCCACCCACUUUGCUCCCGUCUGCCCCCAAAAUAUACACAAUGCUGUGCCAGAGAUCAUGAUGCCAAUCUGGUUCACCUUCAACCUGGAUAUAGUUACCACAUACAUACAGGAUCAACAUGAGGAUUGUCUUUACCUAAACAUCUAUGUUCCAACAGAGGAUGGGGCCCAUGCAAAAAAACAGGGCGAGGAGUUAUCGGAUAACGACGGUGAUGAAGAUGAAGACAUACGAGACACUGGAGCCAAGCCGGUGAUGGUCUACAUCCAUGGAGGAUCCUAUAUGGAGGGGACAGGCAACAUGAUCGAUGGGAGCGUCCUGGCCAGCUAUGGAAAUGUCAUCGUUAUCACUCUCAACUACCGUGUUGGAGUCCUCGGUUUCCUCAGUACAGGUGACCAGGCUGCCAAAGGGAACUACGGGCUGUUGGAUCAGAUCCAGGCUUUAAGGUGGAUCAGCGAGAACAUCGGCUUCUUCGGAGGAGAUUCCAACCGCAUCACUGUGUUUGGUUCUGGGAUUGGAGCUUCCUGCGUCAGCCUGCUAACCCUCUCCCACCACUCUGAAGGUCUGUUCCACAGAGCCAUCAUUCAGAGCGGGUCAGCCCUCUCCAGCUGGGCGGUAAACUACCAGCCUGUCAAGUAUACACGUCUCCUGGCGGAGAAGGUGGGCUGUAAUGUCCUGGACACAUCAGACAUGGUGGACUGUCUGAGGAAGAAGAGCUCCAGGGAGCUGGUGGAGCAGGACAUACAACCCGCCAGGUACCACGUGGCCUUUGGACCUGUAAUCGAUGGCGACGUUAUUCCCGAUGACCCCGAGAUUCUAAUGGAGCAGGGCGAAUUCCUCAACUACGAUAUCAUGCUGGGGGUCAACCAGGGCGAGGGGCUUCGCUUUGUGGAGAAUGUGGUGGAUUCGGAGGACGGCGUGUCUGGAAACGACUUUGAUUUCUCCGUUUCUGACUUCGUGGACAGUUUGUACGGGUACCCAGAGGGAAAGGACACACUGAGGGAGACCAUUAAAUUCAUGUACACGGACUGGGCAGACAGGGACAACCCAGAGACCAGGAGGAAAACGCUGGUGGCCUUGUUUACUGACCACCAGUGGGUGGAGCCAUCGGUGGUGACCGCUGAUCUCCACGCUCGCUACGGUUCACCCACAUAUUUCUACGCCUUCUACCACCACUGCCAGAGCCUGAUGAAGCCUGCCUGGUCAGACGCCGCCCAUGGGGAUGAGGUGCCCUAUGUGUUUGGAAUUCCUAUGAUCGGUCCCACUGACCUUUUCCCUUGUAACUUCUCCAAGAAUGAUGUCAUGCUGAGUGCUGUGGUCAUGACCUACUGGACCAACUUUGCCAAAACUGGAGAUCCCAACAAACCAGUCCCCCAAGACACCAAGUUCAUCCACACCAAGGCCAACCGUUUCGAAGAGGUGGCCUGGUCCAAGUACAACCCCCAGGACCAGCUUUACCUGCAUAUCGGCCUCAAGCCACGUGUGCGUGACCACUACCGUGCCACCAAAGUGGCCUUCUGGAAACACCUAGUGCCCCAUCUGUACAAUCUCCACGACAUGUUCCACUACACGUCCACCACCACCAAAGUGCCGCCCCCAGAGACCACGCAGAACAGCUUGUCCACCAAGAGGCCCAAUGGAAAAAACUGGCCGUUCAACACCAAACGCCCCCCCAUGUCACCGGCCUACAACAGUGAGGAUAAAGACUCCUGGAGUGAUGACGAGGAGACGGGGCCGCUCGUAGUGGAGAACCCGCGGGAUUACUCCACCGAGCUCAGCGUCACCAUCGCAGUAGGAGCCUCGCUGCUGUUUCUCAACGUCCUGGCUUUCGCAGCGCUCUACUAUCGCAAGGACAAGCGCCGGCAGGACUCUGGUCACGGGCAACCCAGCCCGCAGCGCCAGACCACCUCCAAUGACAUUGGUCACCACGCGCCGGAGGAGGAGAUCAUGUCGCUGCAGAUGAACCAGACCCACCAUGAGUGUGAGGCAGGGAACAGCAAUGAAGGGGCGCUGCGCCUGGCCUCGCUCCCCGACUACACGCUCACGCUGCGGCGCUCUCCGGACGACAUUCCCCUCAUGACCCCCAACACCAUCACCAUGAUCCCUAAUUCUCUGGUGGGCAUGCCCAACCUGCAUCCUUACAACACCUUCACAACUGGCUUCAACUCCACCGGCCUGCCGCACUCCCACUCAACCACCCGCGUAUAGCUUUAAGGAGGCCAGGGGGCAGAUCGUGCAGGCGGGGAAGGAGGAGGCGGUGGCGGAGUGGUGGAGGAGGAGCAGGGGGAUGAAGGAAAGGAGGAGAGGAUUGUGUUUUAUAAAUAUCACGGCGGGGAGGGCAAGAGUCGGAUUAAAACAUGUGGAGAUUUAACUAGACUUUUACUAAGAGGAGAGUUGCUCAGAGCUCUCUGUGGAUGUCAAGUUGUGCAGAGCUGCCAAAAUUAAACUGCUUCCCUUCUCCUAACAAGGAGAGGUGGUCUUUCUGCAGUGUUUUUUUUUCUAAAAUAAUUAUUUUAAAAGCCUUUUUAAGCAGACUGAGGAGAUAUCAACACUUUUUUUUCUUGAAUUCAUAACAAAAACAAAGAGAAGUGCUUUUUAUUUCCCAUCCUGCAGGAGACACAUCUGGAACAGUGGUCUCUUCAUCGAUAUACGUGAAAUGUUUUUACUUGCUUCUUUGUUUUCUUUUAUGUUUCAAUGCCUUACAGAGCUUGUUGUUUUUUUGUCAUUAUUUCUACUCCCUGAGAUUAUUCCAUGUGGAGUGUGCUACGAGCAGAAGAGACUCAAAUAUCAGAGACGGGAUACAAGAUGGGAGUGCAGAGGAUGUGCAGAUGUAGAGAUUUUUAAUACAUUUUGGAAUUAUUUUUUUUCCUGUUGCACACCGAUACAACAGCCACACAAAUUGUGUGUUUAGGUUUUUUUGUUAUUUUGGGGUUUUUUUUAGCUUGUAUAGAUAUUACUUGUGUGGGACAGCUCUUGCCAAGAGGUGAGACAGCAGAGAUAAAUACUAUGUUGCUGUGAUUGUUUUGUUUCGAGAAAAAAAAAAGUGCAUCUUUUAUAGCCAAUUUAUUGGUCUCCACACAAUGCGCACGUACACAUGCUGCUUUCAGCACCAGUGUGUUUGUGUGCAUGUGAGAAGGAGCUCUCAUUCCCUACGUGUGAGUGCAGUCAAGAGGCUGAUGUAGAGGAAGGUGCACAUUGUCGGAACUAGCCAAUGCAGGAGUCGGGAGCGAGAGUGUAUGCGUGUGUGAGGGAAUGUGCGUGUGCAUCCGUUCACCAGGUUUUUUUUUGGUUUUUCUUUGUUUUUGUGCUUUUUUUGUAGUUUUAUAUAGUACUUUUUCUUUCUUUUCGUUGAUUUUUGGGCUUGGAGUUGGGGAGAGGGAGUAAGUUCUCAUGUUGCUGAUUUUGGUUCACCAUAAGUAGUGUUUCUGCUGCGUCUCUAGGUGUCUGUCUUUGCAACAUAGCACUUUUUAUUUUAUUUCAAGAGUUAUAUACAGUAUGUCUAAUUUUGCUUAAAGAUUACAAAAUAAAAUCUAUAAUUUUAUGUGUAAGACAAAAAAAAGCUAAAGAUUCAAAUGAACUAACUGAUAUGAUUCCAUUGACUUUGUAAGAGCUCAAAAGCAGACAGUGGCCUGUUUGCACUGACUAAACCUACAUCAGUGCGCACUUGUAUUUCUUUGAAUAUAUAUAUAAAUAUGGGAAUACAUACAUAUAUGUAUAGGGCUUCUAUGGAGAUAUCAUUCCCUCUUACAAAACAUUUAAAACACUGUUCAGACUGAAAAGCACCAACACAAACAUUUUCUGUGUAUUAUUGUCGUCAUUUAAAAACAUACCAGGCCAAGAACCUUUGAGGUGUCUUUGUAAGAGCUCUAUAUCUAUAUUUAUGUAUAAAAUAUUUAAUAUUUAUUUAUGUAUACCAGAUGCAUACAUGCUGAUUGUGCCAUGUGCCAAAUGGAAACUGUAAAAAAAUGGAGAAUAUAAAGUUUCACUAAA